UCUACUGCCCUAUAUUUACGACAAAGAAUAUCUGUUUCGGGCCCUGCUUCGACAUCCUUACCCGUCAUGUCGACCUCAGCUACGGCAACGGCUCUGCCAUCUCAGACCGCACCUCCACCACCAUCAAAUAGCGGUCCUACGAGUUCGCCUCUUCUCUUCUUCGUUGCCCUCGGUUUUGGUGUGGUCUUCACCAAUCUAUGGAUCAUCGUUGGUGUCAAGUACUGCUUCCGCUACAAUCAGCGUAAUCGCGCUGCCCGUCAAGCCCAGGAUGGAGAUCCCAUUGACCUGGCUGCUAUGCCGCGUCCACAUAGGAGGAGGAGGGAAAAGAAACUGAUGACCAUGGAGGAGGUUAACGAACGCUUCUCUUUGAUGAAGUACAAACAGUGGAAGGCCAGCCGCGAGAACGAAGGAUUACCAGCAGCCGGUGGGAUAGCAACAGCACCGCAAAGUCGAGCCAACAGUGUGAAAGAUGUUGAAGGAAUUGUGGCUCCCGUACAGGAUGAUGGCGCCUCUGAUCAGAAACCCGCUGCCGCUUUGGCCCAGGCUCAGGAACCUCAUACGGCAGACGCAUCAAUGCAAAAGGAAAUUGGAACUUCUGACAAAGCUGCCAAGUCGACGGGAGAAGACCAGAAACAGGCGACUGAAAAGGAUGCUGCACUGGUGCAGACGCAAACAGCCACGAGUCACUACGAUCCAGUCAAGCCUAGCUCGGCUGAUCAAGAUGGCGAUGAGUCCGACGACGACGACCCGAUACGAACCGCCGCUGCUCCUGAGAUGCUCGCUGAGCCCGGCGAUACUUGUGCUAUCUGUUUGGAUGUCUUGGAGGAUGACGACGAUGUGAGAGGGCUGACCUGUGGCCAUGCUUUCCACGCCAGCUGCGUUGACCCAUGGUUGACGAGCCGCCGUGCCUGCUGCCCUCUCUGCAAGGCUGAUUAUUAUGUACCCAAGCCCCGCGCGCCUACAGACAACGAAGCAUUGGAGCAGACAACCUCCAACCGCCGUUCGACUGGCCUCAGGUCACCUACCGUUCCGCCGGCCGUCUGGAACAGCUCACGUGUUCCUUUUUCGCGUCCUCGCGUCAUUGUGGUUGCUACCCCCGAUAGACGGAAUGGAAACGAUGCUGGUGGCCUUCGGCAAAUGUUUGGUUUCAGUCGUCACAGAGACCGUCAAGAUCAGUCUCAGGCCACUGAGAGCGUUGCGCCACCUCCACCCACUCCUAACGCUACACCUGCAAGGGCGAGAGGACCUUUCUCGAACUUGUUCUCCCGUCGUAACGGCAGUGCCAAUGCGGACAGCAACACUGCUGCAGCGCAACCAACACCUGGUCAACUCGAAGCUGGUAAUCGGUAG
Periconia digitata is the source of this 1350-nucleotide messenger RNA. NCBI's taxonomy places the organism in Eukaryota, Fungi, Ascomycota, Dothideomycetes, Pleosporales, Periconiaceae. The record is from the annotation of a GenBank genome assembly.